UCAGAGUGCCUCGGGAGAGGAUAACUAAGUCGGACCUUAAAACUGGGAACUUUAUGGACAACGUGCAUUUCGGAGUUGCUAAAGACAAUCGAAUGAGGGUCUUUUUUGGACAGCACAGUGGGAUCAUUGUUAUAUGCGUCUGUUUAUGGUGGCGCACAUAACCAGUUCGUAGAAAGGCAUGCAAAAAGGAGACAAAAGCUCAAAAUAUAAGCGAUGGCAUCUUACCAUAACCUAGAAGAUGACGCAAUGGCUUUGAUGGUCCAUGACACCAGCACGGUUAAAACCGAGGAGUUUAUCAAAGAAGAACCGGCUCAAGAACAGAGUUCGGAGAAAGUGGACCCGUCCCAGAAGCCCCCAUAUUCCUACGUCGCCCUCAUUGCAAUGGCAAUUCGGGACAGCUCGGAGAAACGGCUCACCUUAUCUGGCAUCUAUCAGUACAUCAUAAACAAGUUCCCGUUUUAUGAGAAGAACAAGAAAGGCUGGCAGAACAGCAUUCGACACAACUUGAGCUUGAACGAGUGUUUCAUCAAAGUGCCCCGGGAAGGCGGGGGCGAAAGAAAGGGGAAUUACUGGACCCUAGACCCAGCUUGCGAGGACAUGUUCGAGAAAGGAAAUUACCGAAGGAGGCGACGGAUGAAGCGGCCAUUCAGGCCCCCUGCGGCUCACUUUCAACCUGGAAAAUCUCUCUUUGGCGGGGAUGGAUACAGCUACCUGUCCCCUCCGAAGUACAUCCAGUCUAGUUUCAUGAACAACUCCUGGCCGCUCAGUCAGCCGCCUGCACCAAUGUCCUACGCGUCUUGCCAGAUGACAAGUGGCAAUGUGAGUCCCAUCAAUGUCAAAGGGCUGUCAGCCCCUUCGUACAACCCUUAUUCCCGAAUGCAGGCUAUGGGUUUACCGAACAUGAUGAACUCAUACAACACAAUGAGUCACCACCAGCAUCCCCACCAAGCCCAGCAAUUGAGCGCCGCCACUGGUGCGCCCUCUCCGGUCCCUUCCAACAACCCAGCGGGCCUGCAGUUUGCCUGUGCCCGUCAGCCUAGCGAGCUCUACUCGUACUGGGACCAUGAGGCUAAGCACUCGUCGCUGCACUCUCGGAUUGACAUAUAAACGGAGCCUCUUCGAUGUAAAUGAAAUGCAAGAGGUGAUGCUGGCGUGUUGAAUCUUGAUUUAAGUAUUUAUAUGUGACCUCUGAAGUUGAUCGAUUUCUGAGGUUGGAAAAGCAAUACUUGUCGAAAUCAACAUAAAACACAGUGGAAGUCUUAAGAAAUUUACUACUUGCCAAGAAGAGUUCAAGUACAGGCUGAACGACAGAGAAGGCCCUUCUCGUCGGGUUGUCCUGCAUUUGACAAAGGUCUGUUUUGUAUCCUAAUUACCCCCAAAAGCGAACAAAGGAUCGAUUUACCAGUCGCCAAAGCCAAAACUUUUACAGUUUUACGCAAACAGGGUACAAAACCUGAAACCGCAAACCUUUGUAGAAUUAUCCCAUGAGCAAAUUGGUUUACACGAAGACGUUAUGGUAAUUGUCUGAAUGUCAGUCUACCUCUAGGUUGUGUUUAUAAAAUUGCAUAUAUGUCUGGUCUGUAGCCGAAUCCAGAUCAUUUGAGAUUUUUGCCUGUUUGUUUAAAGUCAAGUUUGAUGAUAGAAUACUUUUCAGUUUUGUUUUGUUAGAACCCUUUAGUUCGCGACUUACGUAUUGAUUUGCUUUUUUGUCAAGUCGAGUGUUGCUUUCUAAAUUGUUGGGACCAUGUUAAACCAGCACUUAUUUUAUAAUUCGAAGUUCUUAAUAAAUGCGAUUUUCAAUCGGAA
Molecule: messenger RNA, 1806 nt
Organism: Alosa sapidissima (American shad)
Lineage: Eukaryota; Metazoa; Chordata; Actinopteri; Clupeiformes; Clupeidae
Gene: foxl2b
Product: forkhead box L2b
Exons: 2
Coding region: 214-1107 (297 amino acids)
Biological process (GO): anatomical structure morphogenesis; cell differentiation; regulation of transcription by RNA polymerase II
Molecular function (GO): RNA polymerase II cis-regulatory region sequence-specific DNA binding; DNA-binding transcription factor activity, RNA polymerase II-specific
Source: RefSeq, a predicted model, not a curated record